This is a messenger RNA of Salvia hispanica, 889 nucleotides long. Its product is annotated as transcription repressor OFP1-like. The record is from RefSeq and is a predicted model, not a curated record. Gene Ontology annotation, biological process: negative regulation of DNA-templated transcription. Lineage: Eukaryota; Viridiplantae; Streptophyta; Magnoliopsida; Lamiales; Lamiaceae.
UUGAUCAUAAAAAUGGGUAAUUACAAAUUGAGAUUUUUGGACAUGAUGAUCCCCAAGGCCUGGUUCAACAACAAGCGCACACCCAACCCCAACAAAAAACACUUACAAUCGCCGCCGGAUUUCACCAAUUCCGACCACCGAAAUUCUUACUACUUCACCAGAGACCUCACUCCACUCCAGCCCGCCGCCCCCGAUCUUCCGCGGAAGUCGUUAAGGCGGCGGAGGAGCACGAAGCGGAACCGCCGCCCUUCCCACCAUGUCUCCGCCUCUGAGUCAGUCGACGACUUGUCAACGACUCAGGGCACAAACUCUGCCUCGUCCGAGCCAGCCUCUGUCCUUACAGAGUACGGCUCAGACAUACUUUGCAGUUGCAGUUCCAACUGCAACUGCAACUGCAGAGGCGGGGGCGACGAUCAUCUUCGCCCCUGCCUCCCGCCUAUCAUCACAAAGAAGAAUGAGGCGGCGGCGGAGAAAGAGGACAGCCCGGCGAGGAGGCUGCCGUCGGGGAUGAAGCUCCGCGUGAACUCGCCGCGGAUCAGGGCGGCUCAGAGGCGGCGGCGGAGCGUGUCGUCGUCGAAUUCGAGCAUAUCGGAGAGCUUGGCGGUGGUGAAGGUAUCAAAGGAUCCGCGGCGAGAUUUCAAAGAAUCAAUGGUGGAGAUGAUUUUAGAGAACAACAUAAGAGCGUCGAGUGAUUUAGAAGAAUUGCUUGCUUGCUAUCUCUCUCUCAAUUCCGAUGAAUAUCAUCAUCUUAUCAUUGCCGUCUUCAAACAGAUUUGGUUUGAAUUUAUUCAUCUCCGUCUUAAAUAAAUAUAUGUGCAUAAUUAUGCAAUUCUUAUUAAUCAUAAUUGAUGUUAAUGAAAUAUUUACAAAUUCUAUAUUGUUUUAUUAA